CCGGCAGAAGAUGGCGCCUCUCCGCUGUAGGCGAGACCCCUGCGGCGUUAUCUGUCUCCUUUUAACUUAUUUCAGCGUGUUUUACGCGGACUACGUGGUCAUACAGUAUGUCCUCCUCCCCGCCUACUCGGACAGUGUGUGGUGUACUCUCCACGGGUCGGUCUUUAACCUGAUUCUGCUGCUGCUGCUGGCCUGUCACGCUAAAGCCGUCUUCUCAGACCCCGGCAUGGUGCCUCUUCCCGACACAGCUAUAGACUUCUCAGAACUUCGAUCGCAGUCGUCUCGGAUGAACGAGCGAGGCUGUGAAGGUUGGACCGUGUGCAGUCGAUGCGAGACCUACAGACCUCCCAGAGCGCACCACUGCCGCGUCUGUCAGAGGUGUAUACGCCGCAUGGACCAUCACUGUCCCUGGAUCAACAACUGUGUCGGAGAGUUGAACCAGAAGUAUUUCAUCCAGUUUCUCUUCUACACCGGGAUGGCCAGUCUGUACUCGUUGGUGUUGGUGGUGUCGGCCUGGGUGUGGAGGAUAAGAAGCGAGAGAGAAGGAGAAGCGGAGAAAGAAGGAGAGGAGACGCCCAGCAAACACCUGAUAGUUGCUCACUACAUCAUCCUGCUGGUGGAGUCGGUGUUGUUUGGCGUGUUUGUCAUGGUCAUCUUCUACGAUCAGUUGGUCUCCAUCAUCACAGACGAGACGCCCAUAGAGCAGAUGAGAAACAGGCUGAUGAUCAAGGACCGAGGCUCUUCAUCUUCCUCCUUGGCCUCCACCUCCUCCUCCUCCACCUCUCAGCUGCCUCACCCUCCCCCACACACCCGCAAGCCGAAGCUGGCUCUGCUGCGGGAGGUUUUUGGAAGAGGGUCGGUCUUUUGUUGGCUCCUUCCUCUCCACUCCAGCCCUCCGUCAGUCGGCGGCAUCAUCUACUCGGCCCUGCCGGACUACGAUGUCUGACCUGUUUUGGAGAGUCAGGUUUUUGUGUGUGUGUGUGUGUGAGAGAGAGAGAGAGAGAGAGAGAGAGAGGGGGCACAUUUUCUGCCUAACUUUGAUGUCUUAUCUUUGGACCUGAGAGGUGAAGAGUAAAGGCGACUACUGGGAUGAAUGAAGAGUGUGAGUGUGUGCUACUACAUGAAUGCAUAAAUGAAUGAAUGAUGCUCUGUUUGUGCGGCUUUAGUCCCAAGGUCAUGAAAAGUUCAGCCUCAACUUUUUUUUUUAUAUUCCAAAUCACAAAAUCACAACAUUUAAUUUAAUUUAUUUUUUUCCAAAAUUAGAAGUUAGCAUCCUGUGAUUUCAAACAACCAAAUGAGAAUAAUAUUAUGAAAGAGGAACAAAUUAAUUUUUGCAGGUUUGAUAAAAUGCCUUGGGGUUGAAAAGCAAACAAAAAUUGAAGAUUGUCCACAAUGAGAUUAUUUUUUUGUGUGUUUUAUCCUGUGUGUAUCUUGAACUACAAAAAUACUUGACAAGUUAACUAAAUUUACGGCAUUACACGUUCAGAUUUAAACUGUUACCACACACACACACACACACACACACACACACGUUUACUUGUGUUUAUGAGGACAUUAACGACUUACUUUAAUUUCCUGGUCUCUUACUCGAAUCCUAAACAUCAACCAUCUUCUUGGUUUUCACUAACCUUAACUACUGACCCAAUAAAUGACUUCUUCAUUUGAAGUAACCGCUUAAGUCCCAGACUGGAAAGGCGGGAAAGUCUGACGUGUCCUCAUAAGGAGACUUUAUCAGAAACAUACACACAUGCACACGGUACAUACAACACGGGGACAAUGGGAGAAAAAUGACACAAGGUUUUUUUUCUGUCAUUCUUUUGUAUUUAUUUAUUUUCUGAAGUAAUAAAUGUGUUCAUUUAUUCCCCAUGAAAUCACACACACACACACACACACACACACCAGGAUAGUAGAUCUCAGUGUUCUGCUUAAUCUCAGUGAAGGGACGAUUCCUAACUUAUUUAUCGUUUUUCUAACUAUUCCGUGGAGUUCACUCUACCAAAAAACUGUAUUUCUGUGUGAGGGGUGAGGCUGCCUAUCCAUUCUGUUUUGAGUUUCAAUUUACUUCUGGCGUAGGUGGAAAAAAAAUGAAGUGGAGAAAUUAACAGAUGAAGUUACAUAAGGUUUAAACUUAACCUACCUACUUAUACCAACCCCUCUUCUCUUGUUUGGUUAAAUCACCCAAAGUAAGCUUACCAUUUACUACCUCAAAUUCCCAGAACAAAAAGUUAAAGACGCUUAGAUUGCACUACAUUUUUUUUUUUGCUUUCCUAUAGUUGGACAAGCAUUCGUGGAAAAUGGUAGAGCUUAACCUGGGGCGCCGGUAGCCUAGUGGUUAAUUCCCAUGCCCCAUGUACAGAGGCUGUAGUCCUCGAAAGCACACGGUCCGGGUUCAAAUCCGACCUGUGGCUCCUUUCUCUCCCCAGUUUCCGACUCUUUCCACUUUCCCUCCAAUAUAGGAAUAAAAAGCCCAAAAAUAAAUCUUUAAAAAAAACAUUCUUAACUGGAAGUAGCUCAAAUCCAAUCAAAAAGUCACAAGAUUGGGGUACAUCAGGUCACACAGGUUCGUCAGGUCAAGCAGCAACAGGAAAAGUGUGCGAUCAUGAAACACUGAAUUCAAUUGUUACUUCAUGGUUGACAUCUCACUAUGAAUUGAAAAGUCGCAGAGUAACCACUGACACUAAGGCAACUUCACCCUUACUUGUGUUUUUAUGUUUGUAUAUAUGGUUAUUAUGAAUUUUAAUUGCGCGUUUGACCUCGGCCGCACGUGAGUUUCAGAUACAGAAGGGAACAUACUAACAAGUGCUUCAGUUUAUUUAGGGAACUGAUUCUAACAGUAAAGUAUUAACAGCAAUCCUCUGAUGUUUCAAACUGAGAACAACGACCAGUUGAGAGAUUAUUUCACUUGUUUCCUCUAAGACCUGUUUCUUGAAUUAAGUGACUUAAAUCACAUGAAGUGGUUUGCCUUUUUAUUAUAUGUUACAAUUAAAAUCAAGUUACUGACAUUACUGAACAAUUAUUUAUGAAAUUCUUAUUUAAAUCCUGUUGAACAGCAAAGUUAAAUGUAUCUUCUAGUCUUUUAACAAAGAGAAUGAAAACCUUGGAGGGUUGGAGUGUUGGCAGUGGCCAUGCAACGGUUUGUAAUUUGUAUUCACACUAUGAGCUUUGAGGCUGAUAUUUUGUUUAAUAUUUUAUAAGAAUGUUCUCCAUUGCUGGAUUCAAGUCUUCCUCAGUACAGCAUUGGGGCGUGGCUACUCUGUUUGAUCUGUGGCUACCACCGCAAACUCUCUAUCAGGAUAGUGGACUAGCAUUGCCUCUUUCCCUUCUCGUCCAAAUAUGGUCACUUUUGGCCCCAAAUACACAAGAAGAAAACGGCCAAGAUGCAAAAUUCUAGCUUCCUAAAAUGGUGGUCCACUUACAAAUGUGUGACGUCCCAUUGGCUCGGUCCACUUCUCAUGAACAGUCAUGCAUGUAAGGCAUGCAACUGAAAUUACAUUCUAAAAAAAUGCUGAUUUCUGAAAUUCUUUACCAGAGUUUACCAGCAGGGACACCAGGGGCCCGUUUCAGAAAGCAGGUUUAGUGCAAACACUGAGUCUGUUAAAUCCUGAAUUGAGGGAAACUCUGGGUUUCCCGUUUCAGAAAGAGAGGUCACUCAAGCCAAGGUGAAUCUUAGUAUCGGGGCUCCAUUAAUGUUGGCUUUUCAUAGUCAUGAUGCACUCUGGAGUGAUCCUCCUCAGAUUUGAUUUAAUAAACUUAAAUCAGCUGUUCUGGUACCGGAAACUCAGAGUUUCCCUCCUUAAGUUAAAUCGACUCAGAGCUCGGUGUUACACUGAGAGGCUGUUGAACCUUCUUUCUGAAAACGGACCCCAGGAAGCAUUGAUUUUGUUUGGACAGGUAACAAGCAGCAUAGUUAAUCGCUUGCUCAUGGGUCAUCUGGUUAUUUUACAAAUGGUAAAGCUCAUGGUGUGACAAUGAAGGAACCAUCCUCCAAAGUAGUAGCUGCCUUAUUUCUGUUUUAAUGUCUGAAACUAUAAAAGGGGAUGGAAGCUCGAAAGCGUGAUCAGUGUGUUCUCAUAACCAACGCUAAUUUGUAUCCAGACACUACUUUUUCAGGCAGGUACACUUACAAAGCAUCCUUGCCCAGGUUUGGUGUUGUUAGCUGUUUAUAGGACGGUUCAACUUUUCUAACAACUACGUGCAAUUCUAAUGAAGGGAACGUUACUGAAACUCAGAGCAUUUUUUGUGUGUUUUCUAUGAAGAUCUGGGUAAAAACAAAAACAAGGUUUGAAAUGUUUUUUUUCUGAAUCGUAUGGUGCAAAAGAUUCUUUGUCACCUUGAAUUAGACUUUUAUUGGUCAAAGUUCAACAAAGAAAGAGACGAUUUGUUUCUCUUGCCUCGUCUGUCGAAUCUGAAAAACUUCCAUCAUCACUCCAAUCGACUCCAAAUCAAGUGCACCUGUACCUUGUUGAGCACCUGAAAACAUUUGAAACUGUAAAUAUUUUUUCCAGAUUUGUGUUAACUAUUCAGGGUACUGGCUUGCUUGUUUGACUCUGUUGAAAAUGCAGUUGAUCUGUUGUUUUGUUUUGUUUUUUUCAAUGUAUCAAUGUUGAACAACUGGGUGCUCUUGUUUUGGUUCAUCCAUAUUGAUUUGUCGGACUAAUUUGGUAAAAAUCCAGCAAAAAUGACUCUUGUUGACUGAAACAAAGCAAGUGCACCCUAUUUGCUGUUUUACUUGACAGCGGGAAGGAUUGUGUGUAGAAAAAACGGGGGCCUGAAAUGAACACUUAACCACCAGCCAAACAAUUCAGUUCUGCAAUCCAAAAACUGUACAUUUGAUUGACGUCAAAAAUGGGCAAACAAAGAAUAAGUAUUGAUGUUCCAAAGAGGUAGCUUAUUACUCUUUACUGUUGAAAAGUUAGUAUUUUAAAAAGUUACUCGUCCGUGCCCGAGAAAUGGAUUCAGCUGGUAAAACCAUGUAUUUGUUGGCUGGUCGAUUAAAAAAGAGUUGGCUUCAUGCCCUUUAAAGCAAAACCAAUAAAGAGUUCAAUAUCAUGUUGCUUCAUGAUGAACAAGUUUACAACUGACUGAUGUUUAAUUUUAUUGUUACUAUCUUGAAACCGUGACCUGUGUAUUAUUCCUAAUGACAUGCUGCUCUGCUCGUUCAACUGGAAGUAAAAACAGAUGUCUUUUAAUCUG
Molecule: messenger RNA, 5193 nt
Organism: Labrus mixtus (cuckoo wrasse)
Lineage: Eukaryota; Metazoa; Chordata; Actinopteri; Labriformes; Labridae
Product: zf-DHHC domain-containing protein
Exons: 9
Coding region: 11-946 (311 amino acids)
Molecular function (GO): palmitoyltransferase activity
Source: RefSeq, a predicted model, not a curated record